UAUAUUUCAGUGAGUGAGUCCAGCCAGCAGGGUAGCUGAGGGAAUGCUCACUCCUCAGUAAACAUAGUUCAUAAACCAGCAACAGAACAAGAAUGGCGAACAAGUCGAUAUAUGAUUUUUUUGCUGAGACCUCGGAAGGGGAGAAAGUCCCCUUGAGCAUUUACAGAGGAAAGGUGCUGCUCAUUGUCAACGUUGCCACCUUCUGAGGGUCAACAAUCGAGGAGUACCACCACAUGAAUGCACUAAUGGAAAUGUUUGGCGACCUGAAUUUUACUGUAUUAGGAUUUCCCUGCAACCAGUUCGGUCUUCAGUCGCCUGAGGUGAAUGAGGAAAUGCUCAAUAUACUGAAGCACGUGAGACCUGGUGGUGGCUUUGUACCAAAGUUUCCUGUCUUUGCCAAGGUCGAGGUGAACGGGUUGAAUGAAGAGCCUCUUUUCACAUAUCUAAAGGAGUCUCUGCCAUUUGUGAACCCUCUUAUUGGAGACAUGAAGAAGUUAUACUGGUCCCCAAUAAGCGUCAACGACAUUAGAUGGAAUUUUGAGAAGUUUCUUAUUGAUGCAGAUGGCACCCCUUUCAAAAGGUAUGAUCUUCACUGCCCUUUUGAAGUGGUGGAGAAAGACAUAGCAGACCUUCUCUGAUGGACAUUAGGGACUCGCUCCCAUGUGGUAGAGUGAUGAUCACUCAGUAAAUGCACACGUGCACCUGAGCUGAAUCUGAUUUUGAAGAGGAAAAUGUGUCGGAGCUUCGGUGCAUUCUCUCUGACAGCAAAUUCCUCUUCAGCCACUCGAGGAGUUUCCAUAUCGCUGUCGUAUUUCCAGAAAUGGGUUUGGAGUUGCCACUCAGAAUGUAAAUGAAAAUAAAGCACAACAUCAAGGACUUAU
Messenger RNA from Fundulus heteroclitus (mummichog), 881 nucleotides. It is a transcript of the gene gpx9, whose product is annotated as glutathione peroxidase 9. NCBI's taxonomy places the organism in Eukaryota, Metazoa, Chordata, Actinopteri, Cyprinodontiformes, Fundulidae. The record is from RefSeq and is a predicted model, not a curated record. Gene Ontology annotation, molecular function: glutathione peroxidase activity. Gene Ontology annotation, biological process: response to oxidative stress. The transcript has 5 exons.